UCCUUGUUUAAUGGAGUUUUGCUGGAGGUGAAGUGUGUAGGACAAAGUGAAUUUGAGCUUCUGGAUUUUUUUAAAAAUUUAUUUCUGCUUAAUGGCUGCAUGUCCAUUAUCACAUUUGAACGAGGCUUACAGCUGCAGUUUAUUGUGGUAUAUUGCUAGCCCUGGGUAUUUUAUGCUGACCUAAGCAGGAUUUAAUUUUUUUUUUUUUUUAUGUACAAGUCUUGUUUAUAUUGGUGAUGGUUCUACAGAUUUGCUGAUCUCAAGGUGGUUUCAUUUCAGUCUGUUUUUUGAAGUCCAAGUUGUUGCACAGUUAGAAGUUUUAUUCCAGGUGUUUUCAGUCUCUUAGUGUGUGUUGUAGUUUCUUUUUGGUCUGGAGUCAGUAUGGAAGAAUUUAAAUGUCAGAAAAGUGAUGAUUUUUAUAUGGGAAGCCUAAUGAUACCGAUCAGAAAACUCUGCUGAACAGCAUUACUUCAUGGCUGUGGUAAGGGGCUGUGUUACACUUCCCUGUCUUGCUGCAUGCAAGUGAAGUCAUAAGUGUUUCAUUACAGUAUCUCCAUUAUUUUCAUAGGUUCACAACUUGGCUGGAGCAAUUCCCUUGGGCUUAGAUAUUAUUAUGUAGACUUUCAGCCUUGGCGUCAUUGUGUAUUUUUUCCUUUUUGAAGUGAAAGAAACUUAUUAAGUUUAAGGAAACAUGAUGAAAAGAAAAGAGACAUUAACUGAGCUGGUGUGCUUGUGUGGUACGUUGUAGACUUAAGCAAAGUUAUUUCCAACAGUAGAAACUCGCGGGUUAUUCCUCUUUUCUAAAGCUUUUCCAUGUGCUUUAUUUCCAUUUCUAGAUCAAUUUACCUGUUCAUUAUAUUUGAAUAAGCUAAAGAUCUAAUUUUCUAACAUGAUUUUUGGAGUUUCUUGGGUUGUUGUGUUCCCAGUUUCCCAAUCAGAAAAACUUUUGUACCAUAUGGUAGCGUGGUGGUACUUGAUAGUUGAAAUACAAGAACAUAUAUAUUCAUUGAAAUUUGUCUUUAUAUUUAUGGAAGAUUUUAUUUCUCAAAAGCAAGGAAUUAUCAAAAGUUUGAUAUAUGCCCUAAAUACAUUGUCUCCACAAGGAUGUUGUGAAAAUCACGGGAUGUGGUUGAUCUCAUCUCCAUUUCACAACAUGAUUUCUGUUACAAAUGGCCAGCUGAACAAUGCACCAUCCUCCUACUUAGAGUCACUGCAAACCAUGGACUGAAUGUUUCUCCAUCAGCAAGUCUACAUACUACAUUUUCAUGCUGUUCAUGUACAAAGCAUACCUGAGAGGAAACUCCGAAAAUUGGCAACAGUAUUGCCAAACUCUAAGGCAUUCAGAGCUGUGAGUGGUGUUUUGUCCAGUUCUCAGUAUCAUGGGAUAGUAGAUAGCAGAUGUUUUGUUUUCGUUCCCAGGAUCUUGUGGUUUAGUGUGUCAGUUCUCUUGAAAGCAUCAUUUUGUCUGAUUUCUUUUUCAAGUGAGUGUGCUUGAGUGUUAGCGGUUGCUAUGACAGUGACACCUAGGUAUUUAAGAGUGGCUACAUGUAACAUAUGUGCCAGAGAUUUUCAGUUGCUGAUGAUCAAUUGGUUGUUAGAUUUACUUCCCCAGGCAGAAUGCUCAAGAAUGUAAAUGAACUCUUCAUUCACCAUUGAUCUUGAGAAUUGAGAACCACUUCUGGACGUACUGCCCUGAAGUACCAUAUGAUUCUGUUGCACAGCAUCCCAGCCUGCAUAAAGCCAGCAGAGCAUUUGUAAAUGAAGCACUUCUGUUUCUUUCAGAGUAAGGGAUUUGUGUCAAACAAGAAAACAAUUAUGGAUUUGUAUAGGAAAUAAUAGAAAAAGUAUUAGGCAUAAGUUUUAAGCUAACGGAGGUUGCGGGGCUUUGGAAAGGCUAGCUUGUACAAGGACAUUCAGAGCUGUAGGAUGAGUCAAGGACCUCUGCCCCAUACUCUGUGAAAAUUUCAUGCUGAAAAUUUUUGUGCUGAAAAUUCAUGUCCUAAAAUCCUACAAAUCAUAUUGUGUUCCUGGCUUGCCAUACUGCCUUCUCAUAGGACCCCAAACUGGUGAGCAUGUGGCAAUGAGACUGCUGGAGAGGUUGCACUAUCUCAGAAAUAGCUUGUUUAGUUUUUCUUCUGGGGCGGUUGCCUGGCUAAAGUGGUGCAAGCUCCCACAUACUGCAUAAAGGGGUGGUAAGGUGGGACUGUAUUUGGGGUAAGAAGAGAGGGAAUCCCCUCCAGAACUGCGCAGCAGAAACUUUUUUUCUGUGGCUGUUGAGCCCAAGGCCACUGAGGCCACCUGGGUGCACAGACCUUGUGGAGAGGGAGUGGAGCUGGCUGUCCACCUGUCCCUGUGCCCAUUUUAUCAUCUACCUUCAGGCUUCGAGAGGCAAGGUCUGCUUCCCUACAAAAAAGAGAAUUGUCUAUUUCUUCUCAUUGGAAAAACUACCAGCUGGAGAAAUUGGUCAGGACUCCAACAUUGAUUGUGCUAAAUAGCAGUGAAAUUUGCCAUGCACUGGUGAAGGGAAUGAUUCGUGUUAUAGCUUCUGUCUGAGACUCUCCUGGGCCUCAGGCCAGUUGCAGAGCUGCUGCUCUUAAGGCUGCUGCAUUUAGGAGGGGAAGAAUUGCUAAUUUGGUGAUCUUUAAAUUAACACCAGGACUCCUGGGCUUCUGAUUCAGUCUGGGAACUGCAUUAAAAUUCUGAGUAACUAAGGUAUACAGAACGUGCUUUCUGAAAUUUGUAUUAACUUAUCUUUCUGGAUGAAGAAGGAUUUAUUCUGACAUUUCAUCUGUAAUACAGCUUUUAACUACACAUGCAGGAUCUACGAGAUUAGUAGUUUCUCUAUUUUCUCUCUCUCCUUUUUUUUUUUUUUUUUAAUUUUUUUUUUAGUGUACCACAAAGCAGCCUUCAUAAAGGAACUGUCUCAUGAGAUUUUACCUUCUAGCAUAUACUUACUCAGGUCACUUGAAUCCUGGUGUUAGCCUACUAAGUAACCAGUUGGGAUCCACAGGAACUGGGUUCAAGUGGUAUAAGUGAACUCUGGCUGUAAAGACAUAAUUUGCCAAUUACAACAAUUGCCCUCUUGGCAGACGUAAUCAGAAAAGUAUUUAUUUGUAGCUUGUUUGGAUGCAAUAUAUAUAGAAUCUGAAAAGGAGAAAGAAUAUAACCUGGGAAUGUAAUACCAUCAACAAGUACUCCAUAGUACACAAUUUAAGAUACAUUAGGAGUAAAUAAACAUUUCUCUAUAAUUUUAAGAGCAUGUGUAUGCUCAUGUGUUCUCUGUGUAGGUGCGUAGAGCUCUAAAUAGUCACUGGCUAAAUUUUUAAGAUGCUGACAUUACUAAUGCAAUGUUAACAGUCUGGUUAGAUGCCUUCUUUCUUUGUGUCUGCUCCAAAACUUGGAGCCAUAGUGCUCUUGUUUUUCAUAAUCUCUACUCUUUAAAUAAAAGCAAAUAAAGCAGUUAUGCUUUAAAAAAAUGUUUAGCAAUCUAUUUUUCUUUACAGUUUUUGCUUUAUAAUAUUUACGUUUCAAAAGAAUUUAAGAAGUGUUUAAGAAGGUGCAUAAUGAAAGAUUAAAAAAAAAUCAGAAUAUUUUCUAAUAUUUUUAGCUUUUACAGAAGCUUGCUUUUACAAAUAUUCAAUGCAGCAGGAUGUUGCAGGCUCUGGUUCUAAAUAUAGUGGCCUAAUUAAACCCUCUGCUUUGGUUAUCCAAGUGGAAGUACCUGGAUACCAUGAAGACUUUAAUGCCAGAAAGGAGCAUUAAAUUGUCCAGUGUAGACUGCAUUAAAAGACCAUCCCAUUUCACCCACUCACCUCAAAUUAUUGGUUUUUGUAUGACUUAAAAACAGAUACCUUUGUAAAAUUAGAGAAGGAAGCAGUGAGCUGGGCAGAUGGUUUUCACAUGGUGAUACAUAGAACCACAGGUGUCACAGUAGGAAAUAGUCGUUACUCUUCCUAUAUUAAGGCUUCCCAAGAGUCAGAGCUCAUGACAGAGGCUAUUUUUUACCAUCUAAGUUGACUAUGAGCAACUAUAAACCAUGUCUUUUCACCCCAGAUGGCUGCUCCUCAAUUUUUUAGUUUUUGGGUCAAGCUUUUCUAUAGUAGAUUUCAGUCAAGAUCAUAUGUAUAUAUUAGAAGAAGGCUGAAAGAACAGAGGAAAAAAAUAGAGCUAAGCAGUGAUAUGACCUCCAGAAAUUAGAGCAGCAGGAGGUGUUGCUAAUGAAGGGUAAAGCAGUGCUAAGGAUUUGAAAAUCUCAUUCUUGGGAAGAAAAAAUGAAUAGAAAAAGUAUCUAGUUGGAGAAACAAAAUUAAGCAGCUCAGCCUCUUUUUGGGGUCUGGAUGGGUUGUUAAUUGACGUGAGGGACUGAAUCUUUGAAGAAACACUAGAAACCCAUAGACAGUCAUCUCUUGCCAGUCAUUGUGUGUUAGAAGCUAUGACCAGGAGCCCUGGUGAAAAAAAUCAGCCUGUGGAAGUUUGCAGCUGGGGUCUGCACCCCAAAAGCAUGUCUUCCUUCUGUCUUGAGCUACGGGAGAUUAUGGGGGUAAAAAGUAGGUGUCAGUGUUUUAGGGAGCAAACUGCUCAAUUAUGCAUUAAGCUUGAGGAGCACAUGUGCAAAUCCUGCCCUGUUAAAUACUCAUUGUCAUAUUUAAUGGAAGGAGGUGGCAGUCAAAAAAUGGAGGCAUGCAGGAGGAAGCAUUUUGGUACACUUGAGGGAGCUGGGUGAGUCACGUUCAUGUAAGCAUCCCCAAAGGGUUGAAACCCUCUGUUUUUCAAAUGAACUUUAAAUAGGAUCAUGAAUUCACUGGAAUCAUCUCACAAGAGUAGAGUUGCAAGUAGAAGCAUUUACAGAUCAUGCACUUAGAGACCAAUUUCAAAAUACAUCUCCAUAUGCCAGUUGCAAGUCUGAGAUGAAAUUUUACAGCCACAUCACUAGGUAAUUAUAUGCAUGAAAUACUUCAUACCUUACUAGAUAAGCUUGAAUUAGAAGAGAACAAACUGUUGGGUGCUUUACACUCAAGUGUUAAAAUAUCUGCUGAUUUUAGAGUAGACUGAAUUUACUUUUACCCAAUCAUGCUUAGACCAAAAGGAUGGCUUACGUUACACCAUAUUAAUGGGUUAAUUUCCUCUUAAGGGGAUAUUUAUUUUUUUUCUUACUUCAAGGAUGUUUGGAAGUUCCUUGUUUCAUGUAAUCUAUAGUUUAAUAAACUUCUCUGACUGUUUGGCUACUGGACUAAACCUCAGUAGGGAGAAAACCUGCAGGUUCUAGCACAGCCUGUAAAUGCAAAUCAAGUUUGUUUUGUGCACAUGGGUUUGCUCACAGUGAGUUAAAGCCUUAGACACAGUUCUAAGUGCUCUGGAGACUUUCUCUUUAAGAAGUUGUAUCCACCAGGACUUUAAUAGUUGGGGGAGGGUUGAUUGCUCUCUGACCACAUAUCUGAUUCACUAUGGAUUUUGUAACUUUGGUAGCAGUGACCUCAUUUUGGCAAAAUAAUAUGUGUCAUUUACUGAGAGUCUCACUGCUCCAACAAUCACGGGAAUAUUAGGGUUAUAACCUGAGUAAUUUAUGGAAGAGAGAUGACUCUUAAAUAAUCUUUUCUUUUCUUGGAAAGGCUUAUUUUAUUAAAAACAUAUUUUAGCUCUGAGUGAGAAUGAGAGAUCCUCAAAGCACCCAGGGGAGAUUGUGCUGUCCGGUGUGUUGAAAAGGUGAAUUGUAAUGUAUGGGUGUCUAGACAUUUCCUCUUGUUGCUGUCAACAGUCCAGUUGGCUGUAUUUUUUUUUUUUUCCAGUGAAUAGGAGCAUUGAUUUUCCUCUUUCUUUGGCCAGAGCUUUCAUUUUACAUAUCUUUCCCCUUCUGAGUCUCUUUCUCUCUCCUUCCCUCUUUUUUUUCUCUCUCUCUUCCUCUAUGUGGAAGAGAGGGAAGCCUGUAAGAGCUGACAGCAAGCUUUCUAACUCAGAAUGAUUCAUGUAAAACACCUGAAAGGCAAGUUCUGCGCCAGCAUCACUGCAAGAAAGAAAGGCCAGGAGGAAGAAAAUCCCACAGGUAGAGGCCUUCAGCUGGGACCUUUUCCUGAAAUGGAAUGGACUAAUACACAGAAAUAUCGUUAUCAAGAUGAGGAUGCUCCACAUGACCAUACUUUGCCUCGUUUGACCCACGAAGUGAGAGGCCCAGAGCUUGUUCAUGUGUCAGAGAAGAACUUAUCUCAAAUAGAGAAUGUCCAUGGAUAUGUCUUACAGUCGCACAUUUCUCCUUUGAAGGCAAGCCCUGCCCCUAUAAUUGUCAACACAGACACUUUGGACACAAUCCCUUACGUCAAUGGAACAGAAAUUGAAUAUGAAUUUGAAGAAAUUACUUUGGAGAGGGGAAAUUCUGGCCUGGGGUUCAGUAUUGCUGGAGGAACAGAUAACCCACACAUUGGGGAUGAUCCUGGGAUAUUCAUUACUAAGAUUAUACCAGGAGGAGCUGCAGCAGAGGAUGGAAGACUCAGGGUCAACGAUUGCAUCUUGCGCGUGAACGAGGUUGACGUGUCGGAAGUGUCACACAGCAAAGCCGUGGAGGCCCUGAAGGAGGCUGGUUCCAUAGUGCGCUUGUACGUCCGGCGAAGGAGACCUAUACUGGAGACCGUCGUAGAGAUCAAGUUGUUCAAAGGACCGAAAGGUCUAGGAUUCAGUAUUGCAGGAGGGGUGGGAAACCAACACAUCCCUGGGGACAACAGCAUUUAUGUCACUAAGAUUAUUGAUGGGGGAGCUGCACAAAAAGAUGGGAGAUUGCAGGUUGGAGAUAGACUUCUUAUGGUAAAUAAUUACAGUUUAGAAGAAGUUACCCAUGAAGAGGCGGUAGCAAUACUGAAGAACACAUCAGAUGUAGUGUAUCUGAAAGUUGGAAAGCCCACCACCAUUUACAUGACAGAUCCAUAUGGCCCACCAGAUAUUACUCACUCUUACUCUCCACCAAUGGAAAAUCAUAUACUCUCUUCUGGAAACAAUGGCACUUUAGAGUACAAGGCAUCCCUGGCUCCGAUCUCACCAGGAAGAUACUCACCCAUUCCAAAGCACAUGCUUGUGGAGGACGACUACACCAGGCCUCCUGAACCUGUUUACAGCACUGUGAACAAAAUGUGUGAUAAACCACCUUCUCCUAGGCACUAUUCCCCUGUCGAGUGUGACAAAAGCUUCCUUCUUUCAGCUCCCUACCCCCACUACCACGUAGGCCUGCUCCCUGACUCUGAGAUCACCAGUCAUUCCCAGCACAGCACUGCAACGCGUCCCCCCACAGUGAGCUUGCAGCGGACCAUUUCUGUGGAAGGAGAGCCUCGAAAAAUCAUCCUGCACAAGGGCUCCACAGGACUUGGUUUCAACAUUGUGGGAGGUGAAGACGGGGAAGGCAUUUUCGUGUCUUUCAUCCUCGCAGGUGGGCCGGCGGAUCUCAGUGGCGAGCUGCAGCGAGGAGAUCAAAUCUUAUCUGUGAACGGCAUUGAUCUCCGGGGUGCUACCCAUGAGCAGGCUGCGGCUGCGCUCAAAGGAGCGGGGCAGACGGUAACCAUCAUAGCACAAUACCAGCCAGAGGAGUACGCUCGAUUUGAGGCAAAAAUCCAUGACCUGCGUGAGCAGAUGAUGAAUCACAGCAUGAGUUCUGGGUCUGGCUCCCUGAGGACUAAUCAGAAGAGAUCACUGUAUGUCAGAGCCAUGUUUGACUAUGACAAGAGCAAAGACAGUGGCCUCCCAAGCCAAGGACUGAGUUUCAAGUAUGGAGACAUCCUUCACGUCAUCAACGCCUCAGAUGAUGAAUGGUGGCAGGCGAGGAGGGUCACUCUGGAGGGGGACAGUGAGGAGAUGGGAGUUAUACCCAGCAAGAGGAGAGUUGAAAGAAAGGAGCGUGCACGUUUGAAGACGGUGAAAUUCAACGCGAAACCCGGUGUAAUUGAUGCAAAAGGGUCAUUCAAUGACAAGCGUAAAAAGAACUUCAUCUUUUCACGAAAAUUCCCAUUCUACAAGAGCAAGGAGCAGAGUGAGCAGGAAACAAGUGAUCCAGAACAACAUGUUUCUUCUAAUGCCAGCGAUAGUGAAAGUAGCUACAGAGGCCAAGAGGACUGCAUCUUUUCUUAUGAACCUGUCACAAGACAGGAAAUUAAUUACACCAGGCCGGUUAUUAUUCUGGGCCCUAUGAAAGAUCGGAUCAACGAUGAUUUGAUAUCUGAGUUCCCUGAUAAGUUUGGGUCAUGUGUACCACAUACCACACGGCCAAAGCGUGACUAUGAAGUGGAUGGGAGAGAUUAUCAUUUUGUCAUUUCAAGAGAACAAAUGGAAAAAGAUAUCCAAGAGCACAAAUUUAUAGAAGCUGGGCAGUACAAUGAUAAUUUGUAUGGAACUAGUGUCCAGUCUGUGAGAUUUGUGGCAGAAAGGGGCAAGCACUGUAUACUUGAUGUGUCAGGAAAUGCUAUCAAACGACUACAAGUUGCACAACUCUAUCCCAUUGCUAUCUUCAUUAAGCCCAAAUCAUGGGAGCCUCUGAUGGAAAUGAAUAAACGUCUUACAGAGGAGCAAGCAAAGAAAACCUAUGAUCGAGCAAUUAAAUUAGAACAAGAAUUUGGAGAAUAUUUCACAGCUAUUGUCCAAGGAGAUAGCUUAGAAGAUAUAUAUAAUCAAUGCAAACUUGUAAUUGAAGAACAAUCUGGGCCUUUCAUCUGGAUUCCUUCAAAGGAAAAAUUAUAAAUUAGCCACUGCACCUCUGAUUACAGCGGGAGAAUAUUUAGAAGAAACCUAUAAUAUACUAUUUGGAGGCUUUCCUGUUUUUGUUGCAUUUAUGUUCUUUGCAGUCAAUGUGAAUUUUGAUGAAUGUACAACACAAAGUGUUUGAAGCCAUGAAGGACAGUGAUGGGUCAAAGGGUAGGAACAAAAAGACUUCUACCAUAUAAAGCAAAUCUGUUGUGUGCUCAGAGCACGAGUUGUAGGUAUAAACUUUUGACGUGGAGACCCUCUGUCAAAGGGAGCUAAGCCACCUCCUGUGCCCAUGCGGACAUUUUGUUCAAUUUCAAUGGCUGAGCUCAGUGUGUUGAUUGCUUUUGAGAAGUUCCCAGCUCUUGAACCUCACAGAGGGCUUGAUCCUGCAAGGCGCUCAGCACUUGACCCCAAUUCCUACACAUGAGUAGCCUGUUGACUUGGAGUCACUCGUGACCCUUCCCUAUGCCGUUCAGUCCCACCAGUUCCAGUAGGACUACUCACGUGCUCAAAGCUAGGCACGGGCUUAAGCAUUUUUGCUAGAUCAGGGUCAAACGCACCUUGCAAAAUCAAGCUCAGAGUAUUUGGUCCACUUCCUACUGAGGUCACUGUUGGGACACUCUGUGACCUGACUGGGAGGUGGGUCCUGUUCCAAGCUUGUCAUUGCACAUUUGUAGUUGGUACACCUCGACUUUGGUAACUAUGCACAUCUUUUGAUUUCUGAAACCAAGUCAAGCUUUUUUUUUCCCCCUUUGGAAGCACUAUUGCAUCAAGAACUACCAACAAUAUGGUUUAUUUUAAUGGUGUUUAGGGGUGGGAGAGGAUGGAAGCAUUUCGCACCAUACACGUGUGCACACAAACACAUUCCCAUGCAGACAGACACAUGUAUGAGGAUUCACAGCACCUAUGUUAACAAGGAGGGAUACAACUGGGAAAAGCUUUAAAAUUUUUGAUUGUCUAUUUUAUCAUUUAUAUUGAUAGAAGGCACUUAAAGAUGGAAUAAUUUAUAAAAAAUUAUAUUGAUGUAUAGAAACUAAUUUCUAUAGGUAAAAUGUUUUUGUGAAGAUAUUUUGUAAAGAUUAAUUAAUUGAAAGAUUAAAUAUUUACACCCUUGUGCGACUGUCAAAUGUAAAGAGGACCAUCAAGUUGCAUUAUACCUCUUCCAUAACAGAUUCCCUAUUAUUAAUGACAAGCAAGAAAAUCCCUUAAAUAGUAGUUGUCAUCUUUUUUUCUUUCAAUUUAAUCCUCUCCCUUGCCACUGUUUAAUCAUGAUGAACUCCUGUGGAAAGAUCUCUUGAACUCACUGCCCUGUAGGAAUUUUCUGAACACAAAAGGAUAAUGCAUCUUUGAGAGGGACAACUAUUCAGUAGCAAAAUGUCAGUGCUUAAAUGCAGCUAAUAAUUUCUCUCUUAGGAAGGAGGCACCCUUAAUCCCCAAAUGUUUUAUGACUCUUCCUGUUUCCCUCAGGGAAAUAACAAAAGCAUUUGAUCUUUCCUCUCUUUGCAGGCAGGUCACCAACUAACUUGUAUCUUCAUUCAUUUCACAGUCAACAAGGGUCUUAAAAGCAAAAACUGAGGCAAUAGACAUUUGUGAGGGAUUUGGGGAAAAGUCUGUGGAAUUGCAGUCUGGGGUGUACGGAAGGGGAGGAGAUAUUUUUUUUCUCAUUUCACAUUGCCCUUCUUCUGUAUAGUGAUGCCAUUCCUCACUGACUUACAAGGAGACAACUGCAACAGAUGCUAUGACAGUAAAACUGAAUUGCCUUUGCUGCUGCUGGACCAUGUUCUCUAUGAAACCCACACUCCUGCCUCUGCUGCACUGCAGGAGUGCGAUGCUUAUAGCUGGUGGCUACAGCAGCCCUAAUGCUUAUGGACGUCUUAAAGGCAAAUGCUGAAUAGACUCCUCUGGCACUUGUCUGUUUGGAGCUUACACUUCUGCACCCUGUCCAGCUGACAGGGCUACCCAGCCACCUUCCGCAGACAGCGCGACGAGCUGGAUGUUUGCAAAAGCCACCAGCAGUGACAGGGUUAAAAACACGGGCAUUUUAUGGGCUCUUGAGCGGGCCUCUCAUGCUUACUGCCCAACUAUGGUAACUCUGAGAAGUUCACACUUCUUUAACUACUUUUCCUGCCUGGUCAGCGCAGCUUUAUAAACAAGGGUUUCAGUUAAGUCUCCAGAAGAGCUUUGUAACCAGAAGGGCUAUUAACUUUUUUUUUUUAAUAUUAAUUAAUGAGUGCUUUGAUUUUGGAUAAUUUUGCAGAAGUCCACAGAGUGACCCCAGAUCUUUGGAAGCCAUGGAUUUUUCCAUGCUAGCAAAAUACUAUUGCCCCAGGUUGGGAAAUAGCCCACCAGACCUGAAAAACCAAGUAUCCUAAAGCAGGAACUUCAUUCUAAUUUUCAGCUCUGUUUUUAAGCAAUCAAUCACAUCUGCUUCUUUGUUUCUUAGUUCAGCAUGCAGCCUUUUAUGGUACUAUCCUACUAGUAACUGUUUUGCUUUGUCAUGUGCUGUGCUUUACAGUGAACAGUAACACUACGGCUGAGUACAAUCAAUUUUUCCAUCAGUCCUUGGUUACUGUAGUAACAUUAUUUAUUUUUCCCUGUCUGUUGUUUGUGCUUCCAUUUUAGAGUUGACAUUGCACUUCUUUUUUUUUUUUUUAAAUAAAACAUAUAUUUAAAAACAAAUCGUCAAGAGAAUCAGUAAGAGGUCUUAUUUCCCUUAGGACUUGUACUCCCAUUUGUUUUGUGUGUUGAUGUUUUGCGUUCCAUGUUGCAGCAUCCUAAGAGCUGCAGUCCAUUUUUGCAUUGCAGCUGUUCAGAUCAUACUGGGUGGUAGUGGGAGGAGGAAGAAAAGCAUAAGACUCAUGCAAAAUUACAUCUGGUGAAAAAGAAGUCCAAACUCACAGCCCACAGCAAUUGGCGCCUGACUCCAUAUUGGUGCUAACACAGCUUAGCAUAAUCAGAUUCCUUUUCUGUCCAUGUUAAAGACUUGGGAGUGUCUAACCAUGAGACAAAUGCAAAUGCUGGACCCUUUAGGAAAAGUGCCAGAUCACACCCCUGGUGCUAUAUCUCAUGUUCUGGCACAGUGUGUAGCACCAUAGGGUCUAAGCAGAAUCAAAAUAUCACAGCUUUUUGUCCACCCAUGAAUGAUCACAAUGACAUCUCGCUAGCUUUGUGCAGAUGUGCAAUAUUACAACUUAAUUAUUUUUCCUUGCCACAAACAAAAAAUAAAAAAAUCUUCCAUGCACUGACUCCUUGAGAGCUUGCUAACAGGGCUCAGUGGAAUGGCACUUCUUCACUGGUCUUACAGUCUGACCAUCAACCAGUGGAAGAGCCUCUUUCUUGCUUAAUCCCCCUUCCUACAGAGGUACCCUGUCCAUGCUAGCGCUUUGUAAUUUCUUUGAUAGUAAAGGCUGUUUCUAGAUCAAUAUUCUGUGAUGUAAUUGUGUUUGUAGCUAGCAUGGUUUGAUGCUCCGGUGUGGAUAGGGUCCUAAGAACCACUUGGUGAAAGUCAAGGAUAAGAAAUCUCUCCAUUGCACUGAAAUUACAAAUCCUCUUCCUGGAGAGCAGUGUGGUACCCGAGCUAAUAACCACUACGAGCCAGCAACAGUGUCCUAGGUAUACAGCAUCCACCUACCUAUUUAUAUUAGUUUUCUAUGGAGAAAUUGUUGGCAUUACACCUUCACUGUUACUCGCUUAUCAGCACCCAGUCAAAUUGUAUUUUUGUUUUUGUUUUCUUAUAUUUUAGUUUUUGUUUUUCAAAUUGUAUCCCUGACCAGAGGAUUCAGUGAGUGAAAACACAUGAGGAUAUUUAUAGGAAAAAACUGUGUUGAGGAAGAAGUAUCAACCUCCUUUUUCAGAUGCAGAUUUAAAGCCAUAAUAUCUGCCGUGUUCACAGAAAGUGGUCUUUUUAUCCUUCACAGCUUUUAAUCUCAAUAUUUUCCCUCUUGAACAUUCUGCCUGUCAUGUUAUGCAUGUGGUUCACUGUGCAACUGCAUUCAAGUGCGCAAGCCCCUUCCUUGGUGGAAUAAACUUUUUUCUUUCCCAUUAAAAAUCAGACAUUUUGUCAAUUGGUUCAGGAAUAAGGAUGAGCUUAUUAUGCUAAAAAAAAAGAAAAUUUCCAUUCUAGGACACAAAUCAGCGUCAAAGCUAACAACAGAUAACAUCCAAAAUCUAUCCAGCAUAUUGCUAGCCUAGAUUCUCAGCUGGUGGAAAUCACAGUCACUCCUCUGAUUUCAAUGGAGUCCAUCCCAUUUAUACCACCUGAAGUUAAACAUUCAUCCUCCUCAUCACACUGAUUUUUUUGCAUCUCUGUAAAACACCAAGGCCACCUGAUCAAACAGCGGCUCAGCACUUUCCAUCAUUAUUUACUGCUUAUUUUACUGUAACACGCAGAGGGCCAAGUAAUGGACCAAGAUCCUUUUGAGGCCAUUGCUGUGAAAUUGCUAACAAAAAGAUUCCAAGGGCCAAAUGGAUUUGCAGGAGGCUUCAGCUGCACUGAUAUCUCACCAAGAGCUAUAGGAACUACCACUUCAUUGGCCCUUUUUGACACCUUGCCUUUAAGGUGAAAAGCACGAGAGGCAAUUCAUCAUCUCUCACACCACACUAGCAGCUUACACCUUCUGGCCCUACAGCACAAGCAACUUGCCCUGAUGUAAAACAGCAUUUCUGGGCACAGGAGCCAGCAUCCUAGGCAAGAUCUUUGGUGUGGGGGGAAAAAGCAUUAAAAAAAAGGGGGGGGAAAUGGCAACACUGUUGGCUCUUAGUGGGAUAGCCUUUUAAUUUCUGGAUUUGUGCUCCUAAAUUUGAAUUGGCCAGUUUGAAUUUCUGAGUGCAGCAGCCUGUAUGCACCAAGCUGCUCCCUCCAGCACAAUGUCCGGUGUGCGUCUCUUUAGCAGGAUGUUUCUCAGUCCAGCUGUAGUGUGGGGUACUCAGAAUCUGAACUGGAGUUUACAAAACACCCUGUCCAGCUUACACUCCUGUUAUGUGUAAAUACUCUGCGCAUCCAUUCCAUUUGUGUAAAGAAUAAAGCACACACAAUUAUAAAAAUUAAGCUGUAUAUUUCA
Motacilla alba alba is the source of this 13775-nucleotide messenger RNA. It is a transcript of the gene DLG2, whose product is annotated as discs large MAGUK scaffold protein 2. Gene Ontology annotation, biological process: chemical synaptic transmission. Gene Ontology annotation, molecular function: kinase binding. The transcript has 25 exons. The coding region runs from base 5956 to 8709 and encodes 917 amino acids. NCBI's taxonomy places the organism in Eukaryota, Metazoa, Chordata, Aves, Passeriformes, Motacillidae. Gene Ontology annotation, cellular component: postsynaptic density membrane; neuromuscular junction; neuron projection. The record is from RefSeq and is a predicted model, not a curated record.